UUUUGAAAAGUCCUGCCAGCUGCCACGGAAGCCCAUCACCUCUAGGUCAUCCCAAAUCUAUCCAAUGUCUACUCCCAUCGUUAAUAAAAAAUCAAAAUGAGGCUUCUAAAUUGCAGUACGAUGCAAAUGAAGGAGUUUUUUGAUAGUGAUAUUCCUCAAUAUGCAAUCCUCUCUCAUACCUGGGGUGAUAGUGAAGUUUCAUAUCAAGACUUCCAGAGCGGAUCUUAUCGAAGAGGUGCUCCAGGGUUCAAAAAGAUCAAAGGUUUUUGUGCCAAAGUGAAACAGGAUUGGUUUCCCUCAAUCGACUGGGUAUGGAUAGAUGCAUGCUGCAUUCCGUGGAUGGGAUCAUCAGAUAACCAGCAUCUUCGGGGGUAAACACUAUUCCCAAACAAAUCUGGGAAUAUAUAUAGAUCUAUUGAUCAUCAAGUUUGAAGCCCAUAAAAACGUGGCCCUUGCCUUUUUAGAUUGCGUUCGUACCGAAAAAGAUCCUGCCCGGGUUGUUGCUCUUCCAUUAGAGUUCCAAGAGCUAUCCACUGGUAUAAGUCUCGCUACGAGGGCAUACAGCAAUUCGCCAUUCCUCGCAUGCCCUAAACCGAACUGUUCGAGAAUACCCGCUUAUCUCCCUUUGAAGAGGUGCCGACCAUUACGCGAGCAUGCUUUUAACGCAACGAUAACACUGAAGCCCUACAUCGAUUUCGGCUAUUACCUUGCCGACUUCUUUCCUACUCCAUCUGCUGCGUAUUCCCCUACAUCGAACUCUGGACAUAGAGAUAUUCUUGUUAUAAAAGAUGAAACAAACUGCCAGAGGGUGUUUCGCUUUUGUCAUCAACUUUAUGUAACACUCCUCCUGUUUGUUGAACCUGUUCACUCUCGUUUGCGCUCUGAUAUAAAAGCGGAGUUACGAAUCGCCCCUACCACUACAGUUCUUACUUCAUGGCAGCUACUUCUUGGGCCCGAUCUUGAACGGUUCGAUUUUGAUAGGUUGUAUGAAUCUGUUCCAUGGACAUUAAAUGGCUACUUAAUGUCUAUCGAUAAUCGUAAUUACAGGGGGCGACUUGCUAUCAACAGGGAUGAUAUUCUACCUACCUGCUAUAACAAACAAUACACAUUAGGUUAGGUACGUAAAAUACAGGUCGUAUUUGAGGGCUCUGGAAGGAUAAUAGAUGAGUUAGUGAGGACAAAGAACAUGCUUAGUCUAUAUAUCGCAUCGUAAGUAAUUUAUAUUUUUAAUGUAAACGUAGCAGUGUCUUAGUUUUGCGGCUUGAGCUACGAAUAGUGUCAUUAGUUGAUUCUUAGCGCAAACGGACGCUAAGCAGCGUGACGGGGAGGCAAGUAAAAAGGCGGCAGGGCGAUAGCUUGGAUCUUCCCCGCGUUACGCUUAAUAGCGGGUCUCAUCUGGUCUAAAAAGCACCCGUUAGUCUACUAUACUAUUCUUAGGUACCUGCUAACUCCAAGUCUUCUACGUAAGGGUUAUAGUAUGCCUCGCUGGGUUGACAUAUUCUACAUUGUACAACCUGGAAAACCUAAGA
Messenger RNA from Daldinia caldariorum, 1529 nucleotides. RefSeq lists its product as uncharacterized. The transcript has a single exon. Lineage: Eukaryota; Fungi; Ascomycota; Sordariomycetes; Xylariales; Hypoxylaceae. Bases 320 to 1117 code for a protein of 265 amino acids. The record is from RefSeq and is a predicted model, not a curated record.